This is a messenger RNA of Melospiza georgiana, 378 nucleotides long. It is a transcript of the gene KCNE2, whose product is annotated as potassium voltage-gated channel subfamily E regulatory subunit 2. The record is from RefSeq and is a predicted model, not a curated record. Gene Ontology annotation, biological process: ventricular cardiac muscle cell action potential; regulation of heart rate by cardiac conduction; membrane repolarization during action potential. The coding region runs from base 1 to 378 and encodes 125 amino acids. The transcript has a single exon. Lineage: Eukaryota; Metazoa; Chordata; Aves; Passeriformes; Passerellidae. Gene Ontology annotation, molecular function: transmembrane transporter binding; voltage-gated potassium channel activity involved in ventricular cardiac muscle cell action potential repolarization; delayed rectifier potassium channel activity. Gene Ontology annotation, cellular component: membrane.
AUGACCAAGCUGCAGAACUUCACUUGGGCAGUGGAAGAUAUUUUCAAGGAAACCUUCCUCAACUACAUGAACAGCUGGAGGAGGAACAUGACAGAAGCAGCGGACAAACUGCAGGCUGAGGUGGCCGCUGAAAACUUUGACUACGUCAUCCUGUACCUGAUGGUGAUGAUUGGGAUGUUCUCCUUCAUCAUCGUGGCCAUCCUGGUGAGCACUGUGAAAUCCAAGAGGAGGGAGCACUCCAAUGACCCCUACCACCAGUACAUCGUGGAGGACUGGGGGGAGAAGUACAAGAACCAGGUGCUGAACCCAGAAGAUCUCAAGUGUGUGGUCCAUGAAAACCUGGGGGCAAGGGAUAAAACAAGCCCAGAGUCACCCUGA